Molecule: messenger RNA, 483 nt
Organism: Metarhizium robertsii ARSEF 23
Lineage: Eukaryota; Fungi; Ascomycota; Sordariomycetes; Hypocreales; Clavicipitaceae
Exons: 3
Coding region: 1-483 (160 amino acids)
Biological process (GO): cytoplasmic translation
Cellular component (GO): cytosolic large ribosomal subunit
Molecular function (GO): mRNA binding; structural constituent of ribosome
Source: RefSeq, a predicted model, not a curated record
AUGCGUACCUACGACGAUACUUUCUCGGGCCAGAGAAUUUACCCUGGCAAGGGUAAAAUCUACGUCCGUGGCGACAGCAAGGUGUUCCGAUUCCAGAAUGGCAAGUCGGAGUCACUGUUCCUGCAGCGAAAGAACCCUCGCCGCAUCGCCUGGACUGUUCUGUACCGCCGACAGCACCGCAAGGGUAUCUCUGAGGAAGUUGCCAAGAAGCGUACCCGCCGAACCGUCAAGGCCCAGCGUGCUAUCGUCGGUGCCUCCCUCGAUGUGAUCAAGGAGCGACGCUCCAUGCGCCCCGAGGCCAGAACUGCCGCCCGUGCCCAGGCUAUCAAGGAGAGCAAGGAGAAGAAGAACGCUGCCGCUGCUGCCAAGAAGGCUGAGAAGGCCAAGACCGCUGCCGCCGCUGGCAAGGGCCAGACCCAGCGAAACGUCAGCAAGCAGGGUGCCAAGGGUGCACCAGUCAAGGUUGCCGCCCGAACUCGCUAA